Molecule: messenger RNA, 3095 nt
Organism: Thalassophryne amazonica
Lineage: Eukaryota; Metazoa; Chordata; Actinopteri; Batrachoidiformes; Batrachoididae
Product: oxysterol-binding protein-related protein 11-like
Exons: 13
Coding region: 1-2139 (712 amino acids)
Cellular component (GO): cytosol; membrane; intracellular membrane-bounded organelle
Molecular function (GO): sterol binding
Source: RefSeq, a predicted model, not a curated record
AUGCAGGGGGAAACUGCGGCGGUACGAAUCCCAGAGAGCGAGGCCAGGCUGGAUGCGUUCCCCCAGAACAGGACCCCAAACUCGGGGAGAGCAAGUGCUAAAAACUGGCAGUACAGCGACCACAUGGAGAACAUUGAUGGCUACUUGAUGAAAUACACCAAUCUAGUAACAGGGUGGCAAUAUAGGUUCUUUGUAUUAAACAAUGAGGCGGGCCUCCUCGAGUACUUUGUCAACGAGCAGUCGAGGCUUCAGAAGCCCCGUGGCAUGCUCCCCCUGGCUGGAGCUGUCAUCUCACCCAGUGAUGAGGACUCCCAUACCUUCACUGUUAACGCCAUUAGUGGGGAACAGUACAAGCUCAGAGCUACCGAUGCCAAAGAGAGGCAGCACUGGGUGAGCAGACUGCAGAUCUGCACACAGCACCACACAGAGGCCUUGGGAAAGUGUAAUCCUCCACCCAAGUCCCGGAGCUACUCAAUGGGAUCUCAAGGCAGUGGCACCUCACCCAUGUCGGUUCGCCGGCCCAGCCAGAACCCAGCCUCCUUAUUCAGCUGGUCCCAGCUACAAAAGAACAAGCGGUCACUGGUGCCAGACCACCUGCUGGACGCCAGAGAGAUGAUGAACCAGGCACAUGGACAGCACAAAGAACUGAUUCAGAGCAUUGAGGGCCUGCCUGCCACUCUGGGCCUUUCUCCCUUAGACCAGGAUCUUCUGAUGCUGAAGGCCACUUCCAUGGCCACCAUGAACUGCCUCAAUGAUUGUCUGCACAUCCUGCACCUGCAGCAGGUGGCCAGACAGAGGGGCUCCUUAGGAGGUCCCACCUUUGAGUGGCUGGAACCCAAGCUGCCUGAUAUCCUGAAGAAUGGCAGCAGCUCGUUGGGCAGCUUCACCACAGGGGAGGGACCGCUGGAGGGCAGCCGCCUGGAGCUCAGCACCUCCGAGUCCUGCAAUUUCUCCGGGGAACAAGAAGAUGUGGAUGCAGAGGAUGAGCUGGAGGACUCCUUCACAGACAAGGAGGAGGACCUUGGAGCAGUCGAGGAGGAGCGAAGCAUCAUUCUUCACCUGCUGUCCCAACUCAAGCUGGGCAUGGACCUCACACGGGUUGUGCUUCCCACCUUCAUUCUGGAGAAGCGUUCGCUGCUGGAGAUGUACGCAGACUUUAUGUCACAUCCAAAUCUCUUUGUGGCUAUUACUGAUGGCAGCAGCCCAGAGGACCGCAUGGUCCGUUUUGUGGAGUACUACCUCACCUCUUUCCACGAGGGCCGUAAGGGGGCCAUCGCCAAGAAGCCCUACAACCCCAUCAUUGGUGAGACCUUCCACUGCUCCUGGAGGGUACCCAAGACUCCAGAGGCCUCCAAGGAGUCCACACAGGGAAGUCCUGAACCACCUAAGCUCCAAGACUCCUACCAAGUGCGCUUUGUGGCAGAGCAGGUGUCGCACCACCCCCCUGUGUCAGGCUUCUACGCUGAAUGCCAGGAGAGGAGGAUGUGUGUGAACACACACGUGUGGACCAAGAGCAAAUUCAUGGGGAUGUCCAUUGGAGUGUCCAUGAUAGGGGAAGGUUGUCUACAUUUGUUGGAGCAUGAUGAAGAAUACACCUUCACGCUGCCUUGUGCGUACGCUCGCUCCAUCCUCACGGUGCCUUGGGUGGAACUGGGUGGCAAAGUCAACAUCAGCUGCGCCAAAACGGAUUACACGGCAGUCAUCACUUUCCAGACGAAGCCGUUUUAUGGUGGAAAACUCCACAAAGUAACGGCAGAGGUGAAGCACAACCCCUCCAACACAGUGGUUUGUCGUGUUCAGGGCGAGUGGAACGGAACGCUGGAGUUCAGCCACACCAACGGUGAGACGAAGGUGGUCGACGUCACCCGGCUACCCGUAACAAGAAAGCGUGUGCGACCGAUUGACAAGCAAGGACCAACCGAGUCCAGGCGCCUGUGGCAGCAUGUGACUGAGGCCUUACGGCAAAAAGAUAUUGACAAAGCCACGGAGCAUAAGCGCAUCCUUGAGGAGAGGCAGAGGACAGAGGAGAGGCAUCGUGCAGAGACGGAAACACCGUGGAGGACCAGAUACUUUGACAGAGAGGGUGACGGCUGGAUGUAUCACAAACCACUGUGGAAAAAAUCUACUUUCAAAUCCUAGUGCCCCCGGUCCCCUCCAGCCAGUGCCCUGGAUGUUGUUAUAGAUUGAAGGUUGUGUGAGUUUGGAUGUGCACACACAUGGUUGAUGGUUUACGUCCGCAUGAACUGCACUGACUUAUUGACGAGAACGAGAGAGACACGGUAUGACUGAGCGUGGUCUCGGAUUUCCCUCACCAUAUACACCAAGCCUCUAAGUACAAGCUUUUGUACUGCAGUUUUUUUUUUGGUUUUUUAAUAACUGUUAACAGAAGCGCAUAUUGUACAGUUAACGGUACUCAAACACAGCCUUAAGAUAAUCCAAUGAAUGAUCCUUUAAGUUCCACUUCUGCAGAGCAACAUGGAUGCACAUAUUGUUUGUUUGUUUCAUUAAAGGAGGUGGAUAGUUUCUUCCAACAGUAAGACUAAACAUCAAGAAAAAGUUGUUUUCGGCUACAGUUGAAGGAAUCACAUACAGUAAAACAUCUGCUUAUCAAAUCCUACAAAAUUACAAACAUGGCUGAUCGAGUGCCACUCUUAAUUUAACAUUUGAAGUCGGCGUUAAUCAUUUCCCGUGUUCGGUCACAGAAGCCCCUCCCACUAUUUAGUGUUUUACAUGCAGGCAGUAUUAUGACCUUAACAACAAGCUAACAGUCUGAAGGCACGAGUUUGAUUGUUUGAAUCUUCAAAACAGAUUUCAUAUACAGUUGAUACAAUCAAUAAUUUAGCUGUCAGAAGAGCAAUUCUCAACUAUUUUGAUCAUCAAUUAUUUCAAUAAUUUAUCAGAUAAAAAACACUAGAUUUUUAGACUUAUAAUUUAUCAGUGGGGGAAAUACUAUAAUUUGAUUUAAUCCAUCUUAAUUGAGGUUUUCCUUCUUGAGAUAUUAAAAGAAAUGUACGGUGCAUCCGGAAAGUAUUCACAGUGCUUCACUUUUUCCACAUUUUAUGUUACAGCCUUAUUCCAAAAUGGAUCACAUUCAU